UCCCUUCGACUGUAAUCAGCAGUUUGGUCAGGGGGCACCAUAUAAAAGAAGGAGCAAGUCUGUGUGAGACAUAACUCAAUCAGCUGGCAUCACCUCAUUUCACCUUCAUUCUCUGGUGCUUAUUUUUUUUUUAUCACAUUGGGUUGAAAAUGAAGACGGUCCUUCUAUGUUUGUGUUUGGCCAGCACUGCCUGUGCUCUGCCUUUUCAGUACUUGCCGCAUUACACAGGGUCUAGACCACGGGUACCAGGGGCACAGAUAAAAGCACCUUUCACAACUGGUUUCCCACAACCUGGAGUCCCAGGGGCCUAUAGUGUGGAAUUUCUUUACCCAUAUAGAUUUGGUGCUGGUGCAUCUGGAACAAACCAAGCACAGACUGUUCCUCAAUAUGGUUUCAUCAAGUACUCCAUUCCUCAGCCACCUGGUAGACAGAGUGUUGAAGUUUUCUACCCAUUUGACUUCACUCAAAACAGGAUCAUGCAGAACACUCCUGCAAUGACAAAUGGUCCGAUUGGGCAAGAUUUAACCCCAUAUGGAUUUCCUCCUCAAACCAUUCCCCAGCAGCCUGUAAAUAUGCCAGCCUUUGAUGUGAAUGCACAUCCCUCCCAGGAUCCCCUGCAGCAACUGCAGCAGGACCAACCUGUGCAAACAAGCCAAGCACCUGCGAAAGUGUGAACGACUGAACUAUCGUCUGCUCCUCAACAUUUUAAACACUGAUCUUUGGUUAUGAAAUCAAGAAGUUACCCUAAUGUAACUCUUUAGAACAUUAGUAAAAACAUUAUGACAGGGUAUAAUGCGUAGAUAUCUGAAAAAGCUUUAUCAUUGUCUUUAGAUUUCCAAUAACAAUAGUUGUCUAAGUAUUAUUGAGACCCAGCAUGCUGUUUUCACAGUACUUGCAUUAUUUCCUUUGUUUUCUCCCAUUAUGGUUUUCUUUUUGAAAUAAAGAAUUUUAAGCAAAUCC
Cyprinodon tularosa is the source of this 960-nucleotide messenger RNA. RefSeq names its product secretory calcium-binding phosphoprotein 5 (gene scpp5). NCBI's taxonomy places the organism in Eukaryota, Metazoa, Chordata, Actinopteri, Cyprinodontiformes, Cyprinodontidae. The record is from RefSeq and is a predicted model, not a curated record. The transcript is spliced from 11 exons. The coding region runs from base 150 to 674 and encodes 174 amino acids.